UCUCCAAUUAUCAACAUUAGAUUACUCAAAAGCAAAAGUAAAAGUUGAAAUGAAUACUUCACCCCACUCCUACCACCUUUAAAAUCCAAGCCCACGAAAUUCCUCAGAAGCUGGCACGCUUUUGCAUUGUAAUUUUGAAGUUAAACAAAAAAAUACUUAAACUUCUCAUAUUUUAAGUUCAAGCUUUGAUUGUUUUCACAUCUCUCUGUCUCUUUUAUUUUAUCACAUCCAAAGCUGUAAACAGUACACGCCUUUACACUUUCUCACUUCUUAUUUGGACCAGUACUAAUUAUGGCAUUUGCCGCUAUUAUUUCCAAUCUCAAUUUUCUCCCAAAGCAUCACUGCCACUAAUCAUUCCAUGGGUUAUCUUUCUAAUUGCAAUGCAGACUCUGCAAUUGCUACUUGCGAUCCCUACACCUGGCCGGAGUACCGCAGAAGUAAACGGAAAAACAAACCCAAAACCACCAGAUCGUCAUCCUCAUCAAACAAACCCAUUCCUAUCCGACACUUUACCUACGAUCAACUUGUUAAAGCCGCCAAUGGAUUCUCUGCAGACAGCUUUCUCGGCAAAGGAAGCCAUGGUACUGUCUACAAAGCCGUUCUUGACGACGGCAAACUAAUAGCCGCCGUCAAAAAAGCAUAUCCGAACCAGUCAAUCACCAUCCAUUCCAAUCAUAACUGUAACAGUAACAUUAACUGCUCCACGUGUUCUACACCAGCUGAAAACGAGAUUGAGAUUUUGUCCAAAAUUCAACACCCGCGUCUCGUCAAUCUCAUUGGCUAUUGCUCCGACGCCAAACAUCACCGUAAACUACUUGUCGUUGAGUAUAUGCAAAAUGGUAAUCUAUGCUCGCUUUUACACUCCACCUCCAAACCCCCCGGUUGGACCAGGCGGAUCCGGUUCGCUCUACAAGUGGCAAAAGCGGUUCAGGCUUUACACACGGCCCGACCGCCGAUUAUUCACAGAGACAUCAAAUCAUCUAAUGUCUUAAUAGACGAGAAGAUGAAAGCACGGUUGGGUGACUUCGGGCUUGCGCUGAGAGGCCACGUGGAGGAUGUGCGCGUCAAAUGCACGCCUCCGGCUGGUACGUUAGGAUAUCUUGAUCCCGGUUAUCUGGCUCCCGGCGAUAUAAGCUGUAAGAGUGACGUGUUUAGCUUUGGAAUCUUACUUUUGGAAAUUAUUAGCGGUCGAAAUGCGAUCGAUGUGAAAUACAGUCCUCCUUCCAUCGUUGACUGGGCGGUUCCGUUGAUAAAAAGAGGCGAUUCCUCAGCGAUCUGUGAUCAUCGUAUCGGUUCGCCGGUGGAUGCCGGAAUGAUAAAGGUUUUGAGUGUUUUGGCUGCCAGGUGUGUGAGAUCAACGGCUGAGAGGAGACCUGGGAUGGGAGAAGUAGUGGAAGGAUUAAAAUACGUGAACAGAAGAUAUAACGCGCCGCUGUUAUGGAAUAGAUUGAGGAGGCGCGUGGAAGAUAAGCCGAAGUUUGAUAGAGUUGUUGAUUUAACAGAAGAGCGUGUUAAUGUUAAUAAAACGGUGAGGAAUGGGAGUAGGAGAAAUAGCAAAGUAUCGAGUGUAGAGUAUGGGAAAGGAAUGAUUGGUGAGCGGGUAAUGAGAUCAAAAUCAACCGGGUCCCGAUCUGAUGAUUAUUACCAUGGAAGAAUCAAGGCCGGAGGAGGCGUGGCGGUCAAACUUCCGAUGAUAAAACUUAGCAAGUCAAGGUCAGUGGGUGUAUUGCAGAGUCCGACCGUUGUACAAUGCAGUAGUAAUUAUUGUACAGAAAUUGAAUCCCCUUUUUCAAAAAUGCUGAUUGGAUCGGACGAGAAUUCUCAGCUAGAGAUGCAGGGGAAGCCAUUAAUUUUCAUCUAAUUUUAUUUUUUCAGAAGACAAAGAGUGAAAUUUAAAUUUUAAGUUUAUUCUGUUCAAAUGUAACUUUAUUUUGAACAUGAUUUUAUAUUUUACUGUCA
This is a messenger RNA of Mercurialis annua (annual mercury), 1959 nucleotides long. Its product is annotated as serine/threonine-protein kinase-like protein At1g28390. Gene Ontology annotation, biological process: protein phosphorylation. The record is from RefSeq and is a predicted model, not a curated record. Gene Ontology annotation, molecular function: ATP binding; protein kinase activity. The coding region runs from base 359 to 1861 and encodes 500 amino acids. Gene Ontology annotation, cellular component: plasma membrane. Lineage: Eukaryota; Viridiplantae; Streptophyta; Magnoliopsida; Malpighiales; Euphorbiaceae. The transcript has a single exon.